Molecule: messenger RNA, 1200 nt
Organism: Lodderomyces elongisporus
Lineage: Eukaryota; Fungi; Ascomycota; Pichiomycetes; Serinales; Debaryomycetaceae
Product: purine-nucleoside phosphorylase
Exons: 1
Coding region: 1-1200 (399 amino acids)
Biological process (GO): transmembrane transport; nucleoside metabolic process
Cellular component (GO): endoplasmic reticulum
Molecular function (GO): catalytic activity
Source: RefSeq, a predicted model, not a curated record
AUGAGAUUCACCACCCUCGUUUCACUUGCUGCUACAUUCACCAGUAUUCUCUCUUUCCCAAUUGAGAAACGUGCUAUUAACGUUACUGCAAUUGCCGAAGAGAUUCCUGAUUCUGGUGACGAUGAUAUUCAAACUUCAUAUGGUAAACCUUUUGCAGUUUACCAGCCCAAGGCAUUUAUUGUGUCAAUGUUUGAGCUUGAACGUGAUCCAUGGCUAAAAGCAAUGGACUUUGUGCACAAUAUCACCAUUCCUGGAUUGUCACCAGUUUACCCAACAUUGCAUUGUACUACAAACUAUACCAUUUGUCAAAUCACUACGGGUGAAGGUGAAAUCAAUGCUGCUGCUUCCAUCUCUGCUCUUACAUUGAAUCCCUUGUUUGAUUUGACAAAAACAUAUUUCUUGAUUGCUGGUAUUGCUGGUGGCGAGCCGGAGUAUACUACUUUGGGCGGUGUUACAUUUGCAAAGUUUGCUGUGCAAGUUGGAUUGGAGUACCAAUUUGCAUAUGAAGAUUACAUCGAGACCGAGUCUAAUUGGACUUCAGGGUAUGUUCCAUACGGUACCGAAGAUCAAGACACGUACCCGGGAAAUGUUUAUGGUACCGAAGUUUUUGAAGUAAAUGAAAAAUUAAGAGACAGAGCAGCAUUCUUGGCAUCAAACGCGACAUUGAACAAUGGUAAUACUUUAAACAAAAAGUUUAGAAAAUUGUAUAAUGAAACAGCCGCCAGAGGUGAUGCCAAAGUAGUCAAGUGCGACGUCUUGACUAGUGACAAUUAUUUCACUGGUAAUGUGUUGAAUGAUUAUUUUAGUGAGUUGACCAAAUUAAUGACCAAUGGUUCAGCCACAUACUGUUCUACUGCACAAGAAGAUAACGCGUCAUUGGAAGUAUUUACCAGAUUGGACAAGUAUGGUUUGGUUGACUUCGAUAGAGUGAUUGUUAUGAGGACGAUUUCGGAUUUCUCUAGACCACCACCAUCAAUGUCCGCUACUGACUACUUCUUUAACAGAACAGAUGGUGGUAUCGAGGCAAGUUUGGAUAAUUUGGUCAUUGCCGGUACGCCAAUCAUCCAUGAUAUCUUGCACAACUGGGAAACUGUGUACGAAAAAGGCCAAAAGUAUUCUUCAAAAAACUAUGUUGGAGAUAUCUUGAAUACUUUGGGUGGUACUCCAGACUUUGGCAAGUCCUCCUUUGACAUUGCAUAG